Didymodactylos carnosus is the source of this 1185-nucleotide messenger RNA. Lineage: Eukaryota; Metazoa; Rotifera; Eurotatoria; Philodinida; Philodinidae. The record is from the annotation of a GenBank genome assembly.
AUGUCGUUAGAACUCAGCCACAUUGAAGAAGACCAGUUAGAAAAAAAUGAAUCCUUUGUCGAUGAUGAUGAAAAUAAAAUUAAUCGUUUACUGAUUCGAAAAUUAGAUUUGAUUUUGCUACCUUUGCUAAGCCUUAUCUAUUUAUUAUCAUACCUUGAUCGAUCAAAUAUAGCCAAUGCAAAAUUAGGUGGUUUGCAAGAAGAUAUCCAUUUAACAAGUAUACAAUAUCAAUGGAGUUUGUCGAUAUUCUUUUUUGGUUAUGUAAUCUUUGAACUACCAUCGAAUUUAGUCCUUCGUCGAUGGCGUGCAUCAAGAUGGAUUGCAAUGAUCAUGUUUGUUUGGGGUAUUAUUGCUGUUUGUAUGGCAGCUGUUAAAAGUUUUGCGGGACUACUUAUAUGUCGAUUCUUGCUUGGUGCAUUCGAAGCUGGACUAUUCCCGGGAGUUAUUUAUUAUAUGUCAUUAUGGUACAAACGAAAGGAACAAGCUGUUCGAUUAGGAUUUUUUUGGUCAUUUAGUUCAUUGGCCGGUGCAUUUGGUGGUCUCAUAGCGUUUGGUAUCGCACAAAUAAAAGGACCCUUAGCUGAAUGGCAAAUGAUUUUUAUUAUCGAAGGAACACCAACAAUUUUACUUGCUAUUUUUUGUUGGUUGUUUUUACCAGAUUCACCUGAACGUUGUCAUUUUCUAGAUGAAAAGCAACGGUCUUACGAGAUAAAACGUUUAGCACAAGAUGCUGGAGCAGCGAAUGAUCAUUCAUUUACUUGGGCACAAGUUCGUUCCGUGUUUAAAGAUUGGAAAACGUAUGCCUAUAUGCUCAUUUAUAUAACUGGAACAAUAGCAUUGCAAGGUGUCACAUUAUUUUUGCCUACAAUUAUUGCUGGCAUGGGACAAUGGAACACUGUUAAAACACAAUUAAUGACGGUGCCACCAUAUGCUGUUGCUUUCGUCACUACUAUUCUCUUAUCAUUCAGCUCUGAUCAAAUGAGUGCAAAAAGAUUUGAAAUAAUUUUAUUACUGUCAAAUGGUGAAGAAUUUCAUGCUUUAAAAAAGCGUUUAUUUGAAAGAAAUUUAUUUCAAUUGCUAGUGGCUUUAAUACAUAAACUUCGAAGUCCACCGAAAUUUCUAGCACUAAAAAAAGGUUUUGACUAUUCCAGUAUAAAAUCCAAAGUUCAAAUAAUUAGUUUAUAG